This is a messenger RNA of Topomyia yanbarensis, 1943 nucleotides long. RefSeq lists its product as uncharacterized. The record is from RefSeq and is a predicted model, not a curated record. Lineage: Eukaryota; Metazoa; Arthropoda; Insecta; Diptera; Culicidae. Bases 732 to 1895 code for a protein of 387 amino acids. Gene Ontology annotation, cellular component: membrane. The transcript has 3 exons. Gene Ontology annotation, biological process: sensory perception of taste.
GCUCAUGUACAGAAAGUUUUAUUAAAAUCUGAGAGGGUGCUGCCAACAUUUGUUCGAGUUGACGCGAAAUUCGUCUGUUACGACAUCAAUUAGCCUCUAACAAUCAAAUGUGAUGCAAGUUAUUUUGGACAUGGGGUAGCUGUCUAUCAAUCAGACAAUGUUAUUGGGUAUGCAUCGAGGUUAUUGGGUUUGCAUGCACUCGAUUCGUGUAGUUUAUCGCCGGCAACCAAACGACCUUAAUCAGGACAGCCGCUCAUCAGCUUGUUCCAGAAACCACUACUUUCUGAUCGACGUAGACUACAUCGAGCUUGCUUCCGGCAAGGACGAAGUCUUCGCAAAUGCUUUAUUUCAUGCACCACUAGAAAAGGGUUUGAGUUUAAAAAAAUUGCCAUAUAUAAAGUUUUGAAAGAAGCUGAAGGACUCCAACUGAGCAAGUACCUGUGCGGAUGAAAUAAGGACUGAGACCGGAAAGAACCGGACGAUGCAAUGGAUUAUCGGAUUCAUACAGCAUGGUUGGCCCGUAACAUUAUUUCAAUUAGAAUGCUUCAUAUUGGAUACGAAUUCAGCAAGUUAUUAAUCAUUGGAUUGGAUACGCCGGCUCUUCCACGUUAGUAAACUGCUGAUCACCCCUACUUUUCUAGAUAAUCAUCUUCUAUUAAUUAUUGAUAGAUCACCAUUCAACUCGACUCUGUUUUUUGUUUUGUCUUUAGUCAUUGUCUCAACGUUCAAGGAUGAGCUGCUGCCAAACAUUGUUGUUCAAAUAUUUCUUCAACGGUUAUAUCUUUCUACUGCGCUGUUUCUGCCUAUUGUCGUUCAAAUUUAAUACUUCCCAUCGAGCGUUCUAUUAUUCAAAUAUAUCCUUCGUAUAUACCAUCAUCUUCAUUCUUGCCUACGCCUACAUCCUUCCGCAGUAUUUGGAAGUUGUCUUUCGAUUGGUGACAGGUACCUCACCACAAAUCACCAAACUUUUGACAGGUUUCUGGCUCAGCACAAUCUAUCUAGGAGGGAUCGUUCCUUGUCUAGUAGGCCUUGUAUACCGCAAAAGUAUUCUCAACCUGUACAACAGCUACGUCCGGUUAUGGUACACUCUUAAACAAGGAGUUCCGGAAAAUUUUGACAGGAAAAUUUUCUAUCGUUUUAUUUUUAAAUCCGUUGUCAUCGAUGGAGUCUGCAUCGUCGGAGCAGUGGGAAUCCGCGUACGGUUUUAUUGGUUGAAUGGACGUACACCGUAUCAGUUGUAUGAUGCUCUGUUUAAUUACUUUAUUCUAUCAAUGCACGCCUGUGUAUCUAAUCUCUUUGUCAUCGUUGCAUACCUUGGGGCGCACUACUUUCGGAUAUUGAACUAUAGAAUUCAAAUGGUUAACGGUAUGCUCAAGGAACUUGACCACAAUCGGGAGUGCUGGUGGUCUAAACCGAAACUUAAAACAAGGAUAUACAAGCGUCCUAUUCGAGAGCUAUACAAGCUGGCGCGAUUACACGGUGAAAUCAACCGAACUAUACAAAAGUUCAUGGAACUGCAUGACCCUUCACUGCUAGUUAUUGUAGUUAGAGGUUUCAUCGGUAUAAUACUAGGAACAUACGCCAUGGUGGUUAUACCGCUUCGGAUCAUUUUCCUCCCAACGAUCGACGUGUAUGUUUAUCUUCUGCUUCAGCUUGUUAUUUAUUUUUUUCAUUUCUUUUACCUAGUGGAGAGUGCAGCAUUAUUUACAAGAAGGGCUGAAAAAACCGGUACUAUUCUAGACGAUUUCUCGAGGAAAGAGGCUAAUGAGCUAUUGGACACAGCAAUUGAAACGAUUAGCCUGGAACUACUUCAUCGGGACCAUAAAAUUUCUAACAUUGGCUUGUACUAUAUUGACUUUUCGUUGAUCUAUGCGGUAAGCUGGAGGAAACAAUAAGCCUUUUACAAAUUUGAACUAAAAAUGUUGCUAUACUUGUUGCAGGCU